AUGGCCGCGCCCAGGGGAGGCUGGGCGAGGCGUGAGUACCCGACGCACUUUCUGGCCCCGAUGGGAGAGGCGGGCGAAGGAGAGAGCCCUCGCGGGGCGGGGGCCCUGCCGGAGCCGAGGCGGAGUAUUGCCAUGGAUAGCAACCAUCAAAGUAAUGGCAAACUCAGUAAAACUGAGAAGAAGUUUUUAAGGAAACAGAUAAAAGCCAGGCAUACUUUGCUGAGACAUGAAGGCAUUGAAACAGUAUCCUAUGCCACUCAGAUCCUGGUUGUUGCCAAUGGUGGUUUGGGUAACGGUGUGAGUAGGAACAAACUGCUUCCAGAAUUAGAGAAACUCGGACAGGUGGAUGCUCUCCUAAUGCCACCUAAUAAGCCCUACUCAUUUGUCACGUACAAAACUACAGAGGAAUCCAAGAAAGCCUAUGCUUCCCUCAAUGGACAAAACAUAGUGGAUGAUUUAGGACAAAAGAUCAUUCUGUACUUGAAUUUUGUGGAAAAAGCACAGUGGAAAGAGUUGGGGCUUCAAGCCUUACCUCCAGGCCUCAAAGUAAUAGAAGAAAUUAUUUCUUCUGAGGACGAGAAACUGCUUUUGGAAAGUGUUAGCUGGACAGAAGAUACAGACAAUCCAAAUUUUCAAAAAUCCUUAAAACACAGAAGAGUAAAGCAUUUUGGUUAUGAAUUCCACUAUGAGAAUAACAAUGUACAUAAAGAUAAGCCAUUACCUGGAGGUCUUCCUGACAUCUGUGAUAGCAUGCUGGAGAAAUGGCUGAAAGAAGGCUUCAUUAGACACAAACCCGAUCAGUUGACUGUGAACCAGUAUGAGCCUGGGCAGGGAAUUCCUGCUCAUAUUGACACACAUUCUGCUUUUGAGGAUGAGAUCAUUUCUCUCAGUUUGGGGUCAGAGAUCGUCAUGGAUUUUAAGCACCCAGAUGGUGUCACAGUGCCAGUCAUGUUGCCUCGCCGGAGUUUGCUGGUGAUGACAGGAGAAUCUAGAUACCUUUGGACCCAUGGAAUAACACCAAGAAAAUUUGAUACUGUUCAAGCAUCCAAGGGUCACAAAAGUGGAAUUAUCACUGGUGAUGUUGGAGACCUAACAUUAAGCAAGAGGGGAAUACGGACAUCAUUUACAUUCAGGAAAGUGAGGCAAACACCUUGUGACUGUAGUUACCCUUUGGUCUGUGACAGCCAAAUGAAGGAACCUCCUCCAUCAUUUCCAGAGAGUGAUAAAGAAGCCUCACAGUUGGAGCAAAAAUAUGUCCAUCAAGUGUAUGAAGAGAUCGCUGGGCACUUCAGCAGCACGAGACAUACUCCUUGGCCACACAUUGUGGAGUUUUUGAAAGCCUUGCCAAGCGGUUCCUUAGUGGCCGAUGUUGGAUGUGGAAAUGGAAAGUAUCUUGGCAUAAAUAAGGAGUUAUAUAUGAUUGGCUGUGAUCGUAGCCAAAAUCUUGUGGACAUUUGUCGAGAGAAGCAGUUUCAGGCCUUUGUCUGUGAUGCAUUGUCAGUGCCAGUCCGCAGUGGGUCCUGUGAUGCCUGCAUCUCCAUUGCUGUUAUUCACCAUUUUGCAACAGCAGAGCGCAGAAUGGCAGCUCUUCAAGAAAUUGCCCGACUCUUGAGACCCGGUGGGAAGGCACUCAUUUAUGUGUGGGCGAUGGAACAAGAGUAUCAGAAGAAGAAGUCCAAGUAUCUCAGAGAAAACAAAUCUAAUCAAGGAAGGCAAGAGAUCAGCAGUGACCCAUCAGCACAGGAGCUGUUUGUGGAGCCAGUGCCUGACAUGGGCCACCAAGAUUCAGCAUGUUCCGUCCCCUCUGUUAAUGACUUUCAGAAAGGAAGAUGUCAUUCGAGGGAAGUUGGUAAUUCCACGCUGCCUAUUCACACUAAUAGGACUUCUUUCCAUUCUCAAGACUUACUGGUUCCCUGGCACCUUAAGGGAAAUACAAGUAAAGAAAAACCUACGGAGCCAUUUGGGCCUGUGCUUCAUCGUUACUAUCAUGUGUUCUGUGAGGGAGAAUUGGAAGCUGCCUGCCAGACUUUGAAUAAUGUCAGCAUUCUGCAAAGCUACUAUGACCAGGGGAACUGGUGUGUGAUUCUUCAAAAGGUCUGA
This is a messenger RNA of Pipistrellus nathusii (Nathusius's pipistrelle), 2100 nucleotides long. NCBI's taxonomy places the organism in Eukaryota, Metazoa, Chordata, Mammalia, Chiroptera, Vespertilionidae. The record is from the annotation of a GenBank genome assembly.